Molecule: messenger RNA, 8806 nt
Organism: Amoebophrya sp. A120
Lineage: Eukaryota; Dinophyceae; Syndiniales; Amoebophryaceae
Source: the annotation of a GenBank genome assembly
AGUCAGGACAGAAUAAAAAAUGGACGACCAAUGGACGGAAUAGCAGUAGAGCUCUGGGUGUAAUUAUCUUUCGGAACAGUAAAGGUAGAGUAUCGCGUGAAGAACGUGUUUGACUUUAAUGUCGAAUUGUCCUUGUGAGGAGCAUGUGUAUGCAGCUUUUAAUAACUCGAUCGAUGAUUAUUUCAGCAUCUCGACGACACAGCCACUGCUACUCUCAAGCACGAGUUUAAUAAAUAUCCCUACUGCACCAACGAGCUCUUUGAUUGCAAGAUCUACCCGCCUCUCCUCCUUAGAGUUCUAAAGGUAACUGCACUUCUACCGACAGCACGACCUUCCUACUUUCUCAGCAAAAGAUCUUUUACCUUGAAGUCAAGUAUUACCUAGUAGAUCGCAGCUACUCCACGUUCUCAACUACCGUCUGCUUCGCAGAGUCAUUAUUUCACUGGUCGAUAUUACUAAACGAGGACGAGGAGCACUAGCCGAAACUGUAGUAAAAAAAGUAGAACACUCGUCACAAAUUUAAAAUCCGCACGGGUGUUUCUAGAAUCACAAAGUUGGAAGGACUAGAGAGAGGUCUAAGCAGAAGAAGGAGCUGCUUCUAUCGCAAGAAAGGCACGACAAGACACGCACGACAAGAUUUUCGAUCUUUUUUAGUCUUCUCGAGUUGAAAUUGUAAAACAGCGACAACAAGGACAACAACAACAAAAAAGAAACGUGCGACAAUUCAAUUUAUUCACUUACUAACUCUACUAGGCUGGGAUGCAUGACAAAUGAGCUACGGGACGACUUCCACACGACCUGCACGAUAGCACUGCAUUUUUAGCAUCACAAAUAAUACUCGCGUUGCUCUUAUAGCAUCAGAAAUUUGUUAUCAUUUCCUCAGCAGUAGAAAACAAGAUGAACGAUGCGGAAAAGGACCGGUUCCAGGAGCUGAAGGACAGUAUGGGAGGAGAAAGAGAAAAAUUUGUGAUGCUAGUUUCAGCUACAAAUGCGCAACCUGUCAUGCUGUACUCGCAUGAUCAUAGCGGAUCUUGUUGUUCACGACGAGACGGCGAUGGAUUAGCAUAGGAAAAAAUUUGUCAUGCAUACAGCGUACAUACUAUUUCAACUUCGGCUGUCUUUGAUAGCAUGACAAAUAAAUUGUUUCUCUCGUCCUCCAUAACCGAAGCAAAGACGAACAAGGAUGCUAUGACGAAGGAGGAGCGGGCCCAGUUCCGCGAGCUAAAAGCAAAAAAGGACAGCCUAGGUACUUGCUACGAAUGUUUUUUUAAAUAUCAAAUUUGUGUUGCAUGACAAGCAUAUGUACUAGAGAAUUUGUGCUGCAUGAUGACAAGCUGCAUAUGUACAAAACUAAACAUACACUGUUCAUCAUCAUCUGCGUUCAAAAUAAAUCGCAUGAGAAAUACUGAGUUAUCAACCUUUCUCCAGAUACCGCAAGACAGACGUCCAAGCUCCUCAGCUCCAGCCCAGACGAUGAGGAAGAGGUCAGCAACAAGCGGCCAAGAGCCCGCGGGGGCAAGAAGGCCGAAACCGUGACGACAGAAGAGCAAAUAGAACCAGAAAACCGGUGGUGGGCGAGUCUGGACGACGACGACGCGGAGGGGCUGCAAAAGGAGACAAUAAAAUGGAACACCUUGGAGCACCACGGUACAGAACAUUUGAUAGACUUAGGGUUCAUCUUGUCGCAACACAAAUUUCAGAUGAAAUCUCCAUAAGUAAUACAGCUCGGGUCACGACUUAUUUCUGAUGAUUGCGCACGACCACCUAGUGAGUUUAUCUUUUCGGAAAAAAUCCUCGUGGGAAUAUAUUCCUUGCGCAUGAUGGAUGCGCAUGAAAACUGGAAUUUUGAUUUCAUACGGGAUCACGUCGAUGUGGAUGUGUGAAAUUCCAAAAAAAAAAUCAAGGUAUCCUCUUCCCGGCCGAUUAUGAGCCGCAUAAAGUCCCCUUGAUGUACGGUCCCGGCGAGAAGGGCGAGUUCCAGCGCAAGCAGCCCAUCACGCUGCCGCCCGAAGUCGAAGAAAUGGCGACCUACUGGGCGGCGAACAUGGGCCUCCCCUCCGAAACGAGCGACAUUUUCAUCAACAAUUUCUGGAGCGAGUUUACCGAGAAGAUAAAAGAGGCGUCGAAGGCGGACCCCAAGUGGCGGGACCUGCCCAGCAAAAUCACCCACUUCCGGCAGUGCGACUUUUCCAAAAUCAAGGAAAAAUUAAACGCGGACCGGGACGCGCGGAAAGCGAUGACGAAGGAAGAGAAGGAAGCGGAAAAAGAUAUGAAGGCCAAAGCGGAGGAACAGUAAAUUAAUAGGAUAUUACUUUUGAUAGGUUUAUUUGUCAUGCGUGUCAUGCAAAAAUGAUGGGUUUUGUCAUGCGGGGGUCAUGCAAAAAUGAAAGAAACCUCCAAAAAUCGAACGCAGGUUCCGCUACUGCCUCAUCGACGGGUACCGAGAGAAAGUCGGCACGCUUAUGAACUGCAAAUAUGUCUGGGUCUGAAAGGUUAGAACUUGUCAUGCUAAAUCUGAAUCACGCAAAAAUCUGUGUUGCAUGAUUACCAAAUGCUGCCCACUUUUGAUGAAGUUGAGCGGCAGUUUCUCAUGCAGGACAGGCAUGAUAGUGAUCUCACGGAAUCUGUCAUGCUAGGUCCUCCAUUACAGAUCAUAUGGGUCAUGGAAAACCUGCAUGACAAGUCGCGCAAAGUUCCAGACCCAGACACUUUUGCAGUUGAUAACGCUGCGCGUGGAACCACCAGGGCUUUUCAAGGGCCGGGGCGAGCACCCGAAGCAGGGGAAGCUUAUUCAGGAAAAAAACUGUGUAAGUGUAACUUUGUAAAGAAGAUCAGCAUCACAAAUUCGUUUUGCAUAAUAUAGGGAAAAUAACCUGUCAUGCGCCGCUAGUAUCAGUGGAAACUACACCUAUGAAAGUGGCCUAUGAAGACGCACCUUUAGCAUGACAAGUGUAUUAAACAGUUUAGCACUUCCUGCAUCACAGACUUACACUUACACAGUUUUUUUCUUGCAUAAAGCUGAAAGACAGAAUAAUGCCGGAAAACGUCACCAUGAACUGCGACAACUGCUAUCAAAUGUAAAAAUCCCUGGAGAUCUGGAAGAAUGCAACUUGUGAUGCUAACUUUGGAUUCCAAAAAAAUCUGUAUUGCAUGACCAGCAAGAGGCGCCCAGUUUGUGCUACGCGGGGAGGGCAUUUGUCAUGCGGGAUAGGCAUCAGGAAGGGUUCUAAGAAUCUGUGAUGGUAGGGCAUACAUCACAAACAAUCCUGAGUCAUGCAAAAUAUGCAUGACAAACCUGGCAACUUUCCAGACCCAGACAUUUUUACAUUUGAUAACUGCCUCCCCCCGCCGAUAUGUACCGUGCCGGGACGGGCCUGGGAGCAGGUGGUGCACGACGACAGUGUCAAUUUAUCCAAGCGAGAAAAAUCUGGAAGCAGGUGGCAACUUGUCAUGGUAAAUCUGAAUCCUGUAAAAUAAAUCUGUGUUGCAUGAUGAUUAGUACCAAAAGCUGUCCACUUUUGACCAAGUUAGGAUGGAGUUUCUCAUCGACAGGAUUGGCAUGAUAGGGAUCUCACAGAAUGUCUGUCAUGCUAAGAGCCGCAUGCCAGACCUCAUGGGUGGUCAUGGAAAAUCUGCAUGACAAGUUUACACUUUUCCAGGGAUUUUUGCACUUGAUAGAGUUGGCUGGGGUACUACAAGCAAGAAACCGACGAAAAGGAAAUGACGAAAUACAUACAGGUAUAAUUUUUCAUAAAGGAUUAUUCUUUGUCAUGGGGAAACUCAAUGCUGGUGGUUCUCUGUCAUGCGGAAAUAGCAUCACAAAACACCAAUCACAAAACUCAGAUGGACAAGACAUCGGAGAUGAAGACCAAGCCAGAUCUGAUGAAAUACGAGCGGGCCAUAUGGAUUGCAAAUGUGUCUGGAUGUCUGGAAACUUGUAAUGCUAAAGGUGAAUGAUAGACGCACUGGAAUACGGAGCUAUGCAUGACAAAUUUUUUGGCUGCCAUGUCUUACGUAUUCCGCAUGGCAAGCUGCGUUCUUGCAUGACAGGCAAGAGGCCUUUUUCGUGCCUAUGCAACACAGAUGCCCGAGUCAUGCCAGACAAGCAUGACAAACUUGCAUUCUUCCAGCAGACCCAGACAUUUUUGCAUUCGAUAGGCCAGGCGGCUCUGCAAGAUUGUGGGGGACAUCCGCAAGGACUAUCAGUACAAGCUGACGAGCGGAGACACUUUGCUGAAGAAGCAGAUCGGCACCGCGGCCUAUUUUAUCGACCGAUUAGCCUUGCGAGUUGGUGGGGAGAAAAACACCGACGAGGAGGCGGACACAGUUGGCUGCUGCUCCCUCCUAUCAAUUGCAAACAUGUUGUCUGGGUCUGGAAGAUUCUGCGACUUGUUAUGCACGUUUUGCAUGAGCCACGAUGUCCGUAAUGCAUGCCCUAGCAUCACAGAUUUUUUGCGGGCUUCUUCAUGCCUACUCCGCAUGACAAAUGCCCUCUCCGCGUAGCAAAAAUUGCAUUCCCUUUGCUGCGCAGGCAAUGUAAAUUUUCUUCGGAAUUAUCCAAAUGCAGCAUCACAAGUUUUGCAGUUCUUCCAGACCCUGACAUUUUUGCAGUUGAUACCUCCGGGUCGAGCACGUCAAGCUGGACUUUGACAGCUACAAGGCCAACCCCAAUCGGUAUUCUGAGGAAAAUCGUCCCCGCCCCAGAGUUGUCAUGUAAAUGUGCAUGUCAAAAAAGUUUCGCAUGCGGCGCUUCAUGAGAAGCAUUGAUUUCUGGUCGUGUUUUGGAAUUUGUGAUGCUAUAACCAGCGCGAUAGGCUAGAUCUGUGAUGCAGCUUCUGAGCUACCUAGACAGGAUUACACUACGAGGAUAAACUUGUCAUGCGAACCAACCAAAGCUGGUUGAUUUGUCUUGCAGAUUUCCCAUCUUGACUCUGGUGUGGGGACGUUUUUACUCAGGAUAACCGGCCGAAGGUGACCCUAGACUUCCUCGGGAAGGACUCCAUCCGGUAUUUGAACGAGGUCAACGUGCUAUGGAUUGCAAAAAUGUCUGGGUCCUCUGGAAGAUUGCAACUUGUCAUGCUAAAUCCGAAUCAUGCAUAAAUCUGUGUUGCAUGAGUGUCAAAAGCUGUCCCCUUUUGACCUAGUUGAGAGGGAGUUUCUCAUGCGGGAGCGGCAUGGUAGAGACCUCAAAGAAUCUGUCAUGCUGGGUCUCGCAUUCCAGACCUCAUGGGUCAUGGAGAGCCUGCAUCACAAAUCUUGUAUUCUUCCAGACCCAGACAUUUUUGCCUUUGAUACGUGCCACCCAGCGUUUUCAAGAAUUAUGUAAAGUGCACCUGCUCGUCGUCCCCCUCAUUUGUCAUGAUCCAAAAAUGCCAUAGAGUUCUGAGCCUGUCUGAGUCUACUUUUGGCUCCUGUGCUCGCAUCACAAGUUCAUCUGGAAGGAGCCCAAACUGUUGUAAGCUCCGACGUGCGUGGACUUGUAAUGCAAAGACGGUAUUUUUUUUUUAUUUUUAGCUGGUUUCUGUUACUACAAGUACAAGACCAAGAGCAGUCCAAAGGAGGGGAAGGGGGGGGGUUGUGCACUUUCAUAAAUACCUCGCGGCGUUCAUGAAGAACAAGCAGAAAUCAGACGAACUGUUUAACCAAAUAAGCCCCAGCGACGUCAACAAUUACCUCCAGGAAUUCAUGCCGGACUUGACGGCAAAGGUACUCACAUGGCUAUUUUUUUGUCAUGCAAAGUGUCGUACUAUUUAUUUCUCGAUAGUCGUGUUAUUAUAUUUUUACAGUGGUCGUGAAAAUAAAUUUAUACGAAUGACGAAAUCAAUUUUUUUUGUCGUUAUAUUUUUCAUCAGGUGUUCCGUACCUACAAUGCGUCUUUUACGCUUGAGCAGCAGCUCGCGUUAUACGACAAGGGGAAGAAUGGCAGCAGCACCCAAGAGCUGAUCGCUUUCUACAACGACGCAAACCGCAAAGUGGCCGUUUUGUGCAACCACCAGAAAGCGGUGGCAAAAACGCACGGCGAGGGGGUAGAGAAGCUGAACCACAAGUACAGAGAACACAUGAUCAAACUGGAGUAUCUGAACGAGCACAAGGAAAAAUACCUAGACCAGAACAUCUCUGCGCCCGAGAGCCUGGACGAGUACGAAGCCUUUGCCAAUUAUGCAAGUGUCAGGAUUGCAAUCGACAAAGUUGAAAUAACUUGUAAUGCAUAAAAUGGCUGCCAGUUGUUGUAACCCAGUUUCCAAGUGUCGCAUGACAAAUUUGGGCAGAAUUGAAAUCCAGUUUGUCAUGUUGUUUGGGUAAGGGAGACGCCUUUUGUCAUGCCUCUUUGGCAGCGCUAUUUCUACCCCGCAACAGGCUUACAAUCUGCCUCCCUUGGUGCCUACUCUGCAAGACAGGCACUCUGUGGGUUGCAUUUUAUGCAUGACAAACUAUUUCAACUUUGACGAUUUCGAUUCUGACGCUUCCAUACCGAGGCGCGGUCGUUCAUGCACGAGCGGAAUACCCAGAUUAAAGAGGCCAACUAUGCAUUGCAAAAAUGUCUGGGUCUGGAAGGAUGCAACUUGUGAUGCAACCUUUGGACUCUACAGAAAAUCUGUAUUGCAUGAACAGCAAAAGAAAGUCCAGCUUGUUGCUACUCGGAGAGGGCAUUUCUCAUGCGGUAGGGGCAUCAGAAAGUCCUCGCAGAGUCUGUGAUGCUACGGCAUGCAUCACAGACAUCAUGGGUCAUGCAAAAUUUGCAUCACAAACUUCUGCAUUCUUCCAGGCCCAGACAUAUUUGCAUUUGAUGCCAACGCGGACGCGAGUAAUCCGAAAAAGGAAAAGGAGCUGACGAUAGACACCUUGGUGAAAGCGAAACUGCCCUCGUCCGUCGACGCUUGCGUGAAGCAAAUCGGGCAACAAAUGGAGCGCGUGAAGAAGGCGAAGCACGAAAUCGAGAUGAAGGAAGGAAUAUGAAUUGCAAAAGUAUCGUACUAGUAGAAAUCGCAUGACAAAUUUUAUCAGCAUGAUGAGGAAUGGAAUUUGUGAUGCGGGUUCACCCAAAGAAGAAGAAGAUUUGUGAUGCAUGACUGCAUUUGCUACGAGUACGAUACUUUUGCACAGGAUAAGGAAACAAGAACGUUUCCCUGACGACGUCAAAAAUCAACUACAUGGACCCGAGGAUAACCAUCGCCUUCUGCAUAUGCAUUACAAACAUCUUUGGGUCUGGAAGAACAAGAAUCCGGUGAACUUGUCAUGCAAACUUAGGAUAGUUUUUACGCAUGAAUUCCAAAGGCUGUCCACUUUUUGCUACGGAAAUUAUCGCGAGUUUCUCAUGCAGACUGGGCAUCAGGAGACCUGGACAAGAGUGGUAUUAUGCUUUUGCGCGCAUAAUACACAAUUCCAGAGCAGCUAUGUGGUCCAAAAGAUGCAUGACAAAGAACUUGCGUCGAAAUCUUUUUCUUUCAGACCCAAAAGUAUUUGCGUUCCAUACUGCAAGCGCGUGAAUCUCGACGUGAACAAGGUCUUUAGCAAGACCAUCCUGCAGAAGUUCCCCUGGGCCAUGGACGUCGUGAAGGAGUACAAAUUUGUCAAGGACGCAGGGCAGAACAAGCGUGUCGCGCAGGGCAACGGAGUCGCGAAUGGGGAGCCGGGACUGAAAAAACAGAGGGUCAUGUAGGAAGGAACGAUCUACCGUUCUGAAUGUUCUUGGGACCAAGUCGAUAGACAUAGAAGAAGAGUCGGCAGGUGCUGUUGAGUUCGUAAACUUCUGCCUUCGCAUAAUCCGGGCUAGUUUUAGCUCCGUGAGUAGAUGAACCGCAGCUGCGACUUGGUGGAGAGAUGAUGCAAUACUUGGACAAUUGAAAACUACAACAAGAAAUCUGAAGACGGCAACAUCAAAAAGACACGACUCUAUCCUAUCGGAAAAAAGCACGGCUACCCCUAUCGGAAAAAACAAGCACCGUGGAGCAAAAGCUCUGUGUGUAUUGAAACAUUUUUUCAAAAUUCUUACUCUCGUAGUUCUAUUAAUACCACUCUAUUUCAUCACAUAAUCCACUCGAGAAUAUAUCGUCGAACAAUUUGAAAAAUCCUCGUCGGAAGCGAAGCAAUCGAUGUUAAGGUCAAAAAAAGCAACCGGAUGUUGUUGGAACAACAAGUAGACAAAAGAUCCAUGUUUAUCUUUUUAUCGACUCGGAAUCAUUAUAACCGAUAAUCCUAAAAAAUCCUAAUCCUAAACCAGUUGUCUGUUCUGAAUCUUCUUCAUGGAGGUUGUGGAAGUUCUCCGCCCUUCUAUCUUCGCGCAUAAUCAUCUGUAGUUCGAAUUAUGCCGCUGCUCGAGGGCGGGGUAGUAGAUCUACAGCUUAGAGUACUUACACGAUGAGCUUAUCUCUACGGAGGACGAAGUAGAAGACCGGCCCCCGCGGGGGUAAGUAGUUGCAUUGUUUCUCGGUAUGUUUUAGAAUGUUAAAACAGCACUACUUGUUGCGCUUCAUCUCUUUCUACGGCUGUACUUGUACCAAAAAUGAAAAAUCACCAUGGAUGAAGGAAAGGCAAAAUAAAUGUGCUUGACUGCUGUACUAGAGGUCGAAGAAUAUGUUGCGAAGCAGGACGAAACUCCGAAGGCGAAAUUCAUGCGAAAUGUAAACCACGCCGCGUUGAAUCUUUAUUGUACAUAGGCUAUUUGGCCAGCACUUCUACAACGCGUGAAUCAAGAAGAAAAAGCAUCAAAAUGUUGGCCGCGCGCCAAGCGACGUCGAAAGCGGCGGCGCAACGGAAAUUUCGUCGAUGCUGUUGCUGCACCAGGGCAGAACAACAAGAAAAAUGG